This is a messenger RNA of Erinaceus europaeus (western European hedgehog), 4917 nucleotides long. It is a transcript of the gene RRM2B, whose product is annotated as ribonucleotide reductase regulatory TP53 inducible subunit M2B. The transcript has 9 exons. Gene Ontology annotation, molecular function: ribonucleoside-diphosphate reductase activity, thioredoxin disulfide as acceptor. Lineage: Eukaryota; Metazoa; Chordata; Mammalia; Eulipotyphla; Erinaceidae. The record is from RefSeq and is a predicted model, not a curated record. Gene Ontology annotation, cellular component: cytosol. Bases 102 to 1025 code for a protein of 307 amino acids. Gene Ontology annotation, biological process: deoxyribonucleotide biosynthetic process.
GCGUGCUGGGUCGCGGCGUCCUGUUCCGUAGGGGCAGCCCGCGGCCCCGGGUUCUGUCCGGGUAGAGGCGGCUCUCUGCCCGGCCUGGCAGAGCUUGCGCGAUGGGCGACGGGGAGAGGCUGGAAGCGGCGGGGCCCACGCUGCGAGAGAGGCCACCUUCAGCGCUCAGUGACCACAAAGCAGGGCUGGAUGAAGAGCCACUCCUAAGGAAGAGCUCCCGGCGGUUUGUCAUCUUUCCCAUCCAGUAUCCCGACAUUUGGAAGAUGUACAAACAGGCACAAGCAUCCUUCUGGACAGCCGAAGAGGUUGACUUGUCAAAGGACCUCCCUCACUGGAACAAGCUUACACCGGAUGAGAAAUAUUUUAUCUCUCACAUCUUGGCCUUUUUUGCAGCCAGUGAUGGAAUCGUAAAUGAAAAUUUGGUGGAACGCUUUAGUCAGGAGGUGCAGGUUCCAGAGGCACGCUGUUUCUAUGGCUUUCAGAUUCUCAUCGAGAAUGUUCACUCAGAGAUGUACAGUUUGCUAAUAGAUACCUAUAUCAGGGAUCCCAAGAAAAGGGAAUUUUUAUUUAAUGCAAUUGAAACAAUGCCCUAUGUUAAGAAAAAAGCAGAUUGGGCCUUGCGAUGGAUAGCAGAUAGAAAAUCUACUUUCGGGGAAAGGGUGGUAGCCUUCGCUGCUGUAGAAGGAAUUUUCUUUUCAGGAUCUUUCGCUGCUAUAUUUUGGCUAAAAAAAAGAGGCCUCAUGCCUGGACUCACUUUUUCCAAUGAGCUCAUCAGCAGAGAUGAAGGACUUCACUGUGACUUCGCAUGUCUGAUGUUUCAAUACUUAGUAAACAAGCCUUCAGAAGAAAGGGUUAGGGACAUUAUUGUUAAUGCUGUUGAAAUUGAGCAGGAGUUUUUAACAGAAGCCUUGCCAGUUGGUCUCAUUGGGAUGAAUUGUAUUUUGAUGAAACAGUACAUUGAGUUUGUAGCUGACAGAUUACUUGUGGAACUUGGAUUCUCAAAGACUCUAAACCUAAAGACUUGAGCUAACAGACAUAGGAACUGGUGUUCCAAGACUUCAGAACUGCGAGGGGAACUGAUAAGUGCUUGCAAAUCAUGAUGGGAAGAACAUUUCUGAAAAAAAAAAUUUUCUCAAGAUUUUGCUUAUUUCAUGAGAAAGGAAGAGGCCUGAGUGACACACUUUUACUCAAUUUUUUGUCUCCUGUGUGGCCUUGUUGGUCCCACUCCCCCAUACUCCCACUGACCCACAGUGGAAUCAGCCUGUCACAUGAUGCCUGUCACAGGAGCCAAGUGGUGGUUCACCUGGUUGAGCACUCACAUUACAGUGCUCAAGGAGCCAGGUUCAAGCCCCAGUCUCCACCUACAGGGGGCAACUUCACAAGCAGUGAAGCAGGGCAGUAGAUGGCUCUCUGUCUUUCCCUCUCUGUCUUCCCAUUCCCCCUCUCAAUUGAUUUCCAUUCUAGCAAAAAUAUAGUAAAAAAGACAGGAAGGAAGAGAUUUAAGAAAAUAAAGAAUCUUGCUAUAAAGAUGCCUGUCUUGUAGUCUAGGAGGUGAUGUGAUGGAUGAAGUGUUAGACUCUCAAGCACAAGGUCCCAAGUUCAGUCCUCAGGAGCACAUGUGACAAAUUGAUGGUCUGGUUCACUUUCUCUCUCUUCUGUCUCACUCAUAAAUAAAUGAGUAGAUCUUUUAAAAAAAGAAAGUCUAUUUACAAACAAACAAAAGAUACCCACUUUGCAGUUCUUAGGGUGGUUAGUUAUUCAGGAUUAGUGUCAGGAUUGACACAGGGAGACCCUCCAAGACUGUGCCCCAAAAUAAGCUGAGUGUGGAUGACAGCUCAGAACAAACAGCUUUUCCUCCACCCCUCCCACCCUGUGCCUUAGAAAAAGCCUGCUGCAACCCCUCUCAGGCCCUUUGAUUGCUUUACCCACUGGUUCAGUCUGCAGUCUUUGAUGGGAGUUAAAUCUCUCUUUCUGGCCUAUUUCUUGCUUUAUCUCUUUCCUCUCACACAUCAAAGGGAGCCUAAACACCCUCCUCUACAGCCUUGUCUUUCCUGACAAAUAAAGCCCCGAGUUCUUUUACCACUGACCUGAGGCCCAGGGAUUUCUGCCUGUGUCCUACCUCCUCUCCAGUGCACUACUCCAGGUGAGUGCUCACAUCACAGACCAUCUGUCCUGGGACCCAAGCCUCCAAAGCCUUUGUCUGACAAAUAAUUUUCAGGGAUGGCUGAUUUUGUCAAACUGUCCCAGGGGGCUCUCCCCCAAGGACUGAAUUAAUCAUGGCAACAUCUUGAGUGUAUCGACUCCUCUUGUUACUGUUAUUCUAUUAUGAUAGACACUCUCUAGCCAUGCAGGAGAAACACUCAGAACAGAGGGAGAGCUUCUUAACACUGUGUAUCAGACACUUUCCUCAGGGUGCUGGGUUAUCUCCUGAUGGCCUGGCCUAGCACACUCCAAUGACAGCAAGGCUGGGUUUGUAGAGGAGCCAGGUGUUGGUAUACCUGGUUAAGUGCCCCACCCUUCCACCCUGCCAGGCUUGUGGCCCACAAGUGCCUUAGGGGACCUGAGGGAGGAGACAUAGAAAACAAAACAAAAAAAACCUAGGUUUGGUGUAUUGCACUAAAGUAAAAGACUGGGGUGGGGAGAGGGUUCAGGUCCUGGAACAUGAUGGCAGAGGAGGGCCUAGUGGGGGUUGAACUGUUAUGUGGAAAACUGAGAAACGUUACACAUGUACAAACUAUUGUAUUUUACUGUUGACUGUAAACCCCCAAUAAAAAAAAAAAAAAAAAAAAAAAACUUCGAGCCUUGGUCCUGGCACAUGGGAGGUGAGAACACUGCCACAAGGCUGACAUCCACCUGGCCAGGUCUCUUGUCUACAAGUGCCUGCCACUAACCUCGAGGGACAUGGGUCUGGAGGCAGGGAGAAAAGCUCUGCCAGGCCACGAAAAGGGCUGUGUGUGUGUGGGAGGGGGGGCGGCUGGAGACCUGGUCCUGGCAUGUGGGAGGGGAGGCCGCUGUUCACCCACUCUCCCACCUCACCAGGCCACUGGAACACUAGCGUCUCCUACCAACCGCAAGGGCCAUGGGGACAGAGACAGAUAAAAAGCUCCCACCGGGACAGAAAAAAAAAGCUUUCUGGGGGGGGUUUCAAGCCCUGGUCCCGGCUCGUGGGAGGUGAGAGCGCUGCAACAAGGCUGGCUCGCUCACCCACCCACCCAGUCAGCCAGGCCUCUGGCACACUAGUGCCUCCCACCCACCGCUAGGACCAUGACCCUGGAGAUAUGUGAAGAAACUCCUACUGAGACAAAACAAACAGAAAAAUUGGGAUUUUUGACCGCAGAUUCUGGUGCUUGGGAAGCAAAAGCCUCCUCAUAGCCAGUCCUUCCACCAUGCCAUUCUUUUUUUUUUUUUUUUAAAGUCCUGGAAGGUAACAUUCUUGUUUUAAACAUUAUUUAUUUUUAUUAUUUAUUUAUUUUUGCCUCCAGGGUUAUCACUGGGGCUCGGUGCCUGCACUACUAAUCCACUACCCCAGGAGACCAUUUUCCCCAUUUUGCUGCCCUUGUUGUUGUUAUUGUUGUUAUUAUUGCUGUUGUUGCCGGAUAGGAGAGAGAGAAAUGGAGAGAGGAGAGACAGACAGACACCUAAAGACCUGCUUCACUGCUGUGAUGUGACCCCCCUCCUGCAGGUGGGGAGCCAGGGGCUCAAGCUGGGAUCCUUACGCCUGUCCUUGUGCUUCGCACCAUGUGCCCUUUACCCGAUACACUACUAUCAGGUCCCUCGUUUUAUUUAUUUUUUUAAUGACAGAGCAACACUGAGCUAAAGAUACAGAGAGCUACCAGAGCCCUGUUCAGUUCUGGCCGAUUAUAGAUAGUGUUGGAGAUUGAACCUGGGAUUAUGGAGCCUCAGGCAUGAGAAUCUCUUUGCAUAACCAUUUUGCUAUCUAUCCUGUUUAUUUUUAUUUUUGGAUAGAGAAAUUGAGAGGGUCGGGGGAGAUAGAGACAGGGAGUCACCUGCAGCCCUGCUUCACCACUUGUGAAACCCCCCCCCCCCCCAGGUAGCGACCAGGGGUAUUAAACCCAGGGGUAUUAAACCUUGUGCACUGCAGUGCGUGCUCUUAACCUGGUGCACCACCUGGCCCCCUUUAUGUACGUAUUCUCAGUGACUGAUGGAUAUCAAGUCUCAUGGUGUUUUAUGUGACCACAGUAUACGCUAUAGGUUAAGGUGCCCUGUUCUGCCGCAGAGACAACAGCGCCUUUGGGGUAUGGCCUAUCCAGAGUCUAAAUUGUCUGAGCUCCAUCUUCUUUCUCAUAUGCAACACACAAUCCUUUAAAGAGUCUUUUUAAAAUUAAUUUGAUGACAGAGAAAUUAAAAGGGAAGGGAGGAACUGAGGGAAAGAGACAGAGAAAACUGUAGCACUGCUUCUCCACUGGUGAAGCUUCCCCUCACCCCCCACAGGUAGGGACCAGGGGCUUGGUUCCUGUUCAUGGUCACAUGCUCACUCAACCAAGUGAGCCACUCCUGGCUCCUUAGCGAUCUUUUAUUCUUUUUUUUCUUUCUUUCUUUUUUUUUUUUAAGACUUCAUUUUGGGAGUCAGGCGGUAGUGCAGCAGGUUAAGCGCACAUGGCUCGCAAAGUGCAAGGACCAGCAUAAGGAUCCUGGUUCGAGUCCUUGAGCAUUGUGCCAUGUGCCCUUAACCCACUGCACUACCACCCAACUCCAAAGAGGCUAAUAAUUAAAAUAUGUAAAAAGCUCACCAAACUCAGCAACAACAAAAAAAUGACCCCAUCCCAAAAUGGGGAGAGGAUGAACAGAAUGCUCACAAAAGCAGAGAUUCCAAAGGCCAAUAGACAUGAAAUAAAUGCUCCAAGUCACUAAUUGUCAGAGAAAUGCAAAUAAAGACAACAAUGAGAUACCACUUCA